Molecule: messenger RNA, 501 nt
Organism: Adineta steineri
Lineage: Eukaryota; Metazoa; Rotifera; Eurotatoria; Adinetida; Adinetidae
Source: the annotation of a GenBank genome assembly
AUGAGUACUCUUACCGAACGAGUAGAUCAAACUAGUAUUUAUGUUCAACCAAUUCUUUUUAUUCUUGUUAUGAUUACAAAUAUUUUAAAUAUAUGUAUAUUACGUGAUCGUACACUUCGAUCAUCGUCUUGUAAUUAUUAUUUUAUUAGUUUUUCAGUUUCAAGUAUUCUUUAUACUUGUAUUCUAUGCCCAACACAAAGUUUACGACGAUAUAAUAUUUUAUGGAUAAAUACAACGGUCGGUUGCAAAUUGAAUCCUUUUCUCUUAUUUGUUUUACCUCUACAAGCUAGUCUUAUGCUUAUCUUAGCUUCGUUCGAUCGUUUUUGUUCAAGUUCCAUAUCAGUGAAACUUCGUUCAUUGAGUAAUAUACGAGUAGCACGAUGGUCAAUUAUAUUGGGUUCACUUUUAUGCGCACUAUGCAUGUCACCAAUGAUAUUUAUCUAUGAUUUUAAUUCAACAGUACAUUUAUGUACACAAUAUUCUAAUCUGUUAACUGAGUGA